This is a messenger RNA of Amphimedon queenslandica, 698 nucleotides long. RefSeq names its product ficolin-2-like. NCBI's taxonomy places the organism in Eukaryota, Metazoa, Porifera, Demospongiae, Haplosclerida, Niphatidae. The record is from RefSeq and is a predicted model, not a curated record. The annotation marks the transcript as partial. The transcript has a single exon.
GUUUACUGUGAUAUGAGUAAUGGAGGUGGCUGGACUGUAUUUCAAAGGAGAAUGGAUGGCACUGUUAACUUCUAUCUCAAAUGGGCCGACUAUGUUAAAGGAUUCGGAGACCUCAAUGGAGAGUUUUGGCUGGGACUUAAUAAUAUAUACCGGCUGACAAAAAGCAGCACUAGCCUUCGUAUUGACUUGGAAGAUUUUGAAGAGAGUAAGAGGUAUGCCACAUAUACUAGCUUUGAAGUAGGAAAUGCAGCCACGCAGUACCUACUGACUGUAUCAGGUUAUGGAGGUGAUGCUGGUGAUGGUAUGGCAUAUCACAAUGGAAUGAAGUUCACGACCUAUGAUUACGACAAUGACACUGGCACAGGAAAUUGUGGACUUAUCUGUAGUGGAGCAUGGUGGUACAAAUAUUGUCAUACCGCUAAUCUCAAUGGUUUAUAUUUAGUGGGUAGUCACACUUCAUAUGCUAAUGGUGUCAACUGGUAUCCUUUCAAGGGGUUCUACUAUUCACUGAAGACAACCGAAAUGAAAAUGAGGAGGAAUUAAUUUUUUUUCUGGAACUAUUGAUUAUUAAUUUUAAUAUUAAUAAUUCAUAAUCAUUAUGAGUAUUAGUGCUGUAGUGAGUAUUAUUAGAUUUAGAACUUUUGAGUUCAUCAUUUUGUAGUUUUUUUUCAAUUCAAAAUAUUCAAUUCUUCUUACUU